AUGUUCGGAGAGCCAGUAUCUGACAGUCUCCGCGCACGCAGCCCGUGGGAUCCCUUUCUCCCUACCCCGCCCACCGACUCGCCCCCCGAAGCGAUCAAAUGCCUCCGGAAUGGUAUCCCCAAGUUGGUUCCAGAGGUGGAGGAGGGAAAUAUCGAGUACAAGCUCAAGCUGACCAACAUAUCUGCCGCCCGCUUCGCCCGCCUGGUCACCCAGCUCAAGUGGCGUCUACUCGAGGGUGGAGGCCAAGCCUAUUACGAACUCGGUGUCGCCGAUUCUGGCGCGCUCAUCGGCCUCUCGCGCGCCGACCUGGAAGAGUCCCUCGAAACACUCGAGAUGAUGGCGGGCGAAAUCGGAGCCUCCGUCAUCGUCGUGAAAGAGAUUGAGGUCCCACCGAUAAUGGUUGCGCUAGCCGACGAAAGCACAGGGUAUCUCGACCCCGCUACGGGCGACUGGACUGGGAAGAUGCGCAAGAAAGUCGCUGUCCUUACAGACGAGGGCACCACGGAGGCCGACACGGAGCUCUCCACCACGGACGUGACUGACUCGGAUGAGCCUCCUUCCCUCUCGAAUCCCAGCACCCCGGCGGACCCUGCGUACGCUGCGCCCGUUCCAUGCUAUACCAGCAUAUAUUCCCAGUGCCGGUCUGUGUCUAAUCCUGACCGCCCGACGGCGCAGUCCUCCCCUUCUAUCGCACCCAUAGACGACGAUCUGGCAUUGUUUUCUAUGGAGCCGGAGCCCGCGUUCAGCGUUGACGCUGACGACGAUGUCUCGGACUCGGACGUGGGUCCUUCCCCGUUCUUGGUGGACCUAGAGAUUGCGUCGGUCUACAAGCCGCGACCCGUGCGUGUGCGCACGCAUACUUCUGUGGUUAGUGUGUCAUCGCCGCUUCACGCUUCUGCGUACAGCAGCCACGGGAAGCGUCACAAAUUCAAGGAGAAGGAGAAGAAGCACCAACCCUGGCGUUCACAACCUCCUCAAAGCGACGGCGCUCUUUGUGGGAAUGUCGUGAGGGAGGAGAUACCGAAUACACCGGAGUCGAAAGCGGCGAAGCGGCGUCUAAUGCGUGACCGUAGAAGAGAGGAGAGGAAAGUGCUCGUCGGGGAAUCGGAGGUGGACAAUGAGUUUAUGCAGGUCGUCGCCAUCAAGGAGACGGUAUCUGUCGCUUUGCAGAGCGAGGUUCUCGAGGACGGAGACCUGACCAUAGCAGCAACAGAAGCCGUUAUAUCUGUAGCGGCUAUUGGGAAAGAGGACGACAAGGAUACCGCAGAGCUGGUCUCGGGGUUGGAUGCGCUUCACGUCGCAGUCCAGACUUCCACCGCUAUUGUGGACCAUGUUGCGAAAGCUGGAGAUGGUGAGGAGGUGCCCGAAGAGAAAGAGCUGGAGCCGCGGUUGAUCGUCGAGGCACUGGUCGUGCGUAAGUCGUCGAUCGAGGAGGCAUUUCUUGACUUUGGCGGAUUUUCUCUCGUGGCAAAUACCCUGUAG
This is a messenger RNA of Sparassis crispa, 1482 nucleotides long. RefSeq lists its product as hypothetical. NCBI's taxonomy places the organism in Eukaryota, Fungi, Basidiomycota, Agaricomycetes, Polyporales, Sparassidaceae. The record is from RefSeq and is a predicted model, not a curated record. The transcript has 2 exons. Bases 1 to 1482 code for a protein of 493 amino acids.